Messenger RNA from Lodderomyces oxycetoniae, 1380 nucleotides. It is a transcript of the gene LEU5, whose product is annotated as coenzyme A transporter. Gene Ontology annotation, molecular function: coenzyme A transmembrane transporter activity. Gene Ontology annotation, biological process: mitochondrial coenzyme A transmembrane transport. Gene Ontology annotation, cellular component: mitochondrial inner membrane. NCBI's taxonomy places the organism in Eukaryota, Fungi, Ascomycota, Pichiomycetes, Serinales, Debaryomycetaceae. The record is from RefSeq and is a predicted model, not a curated record. Bases 1 to 1380 code for a protein of 459 amino acids. The transcript has a single exon.
AUGUCAGAAAACCCCAUACUACGAAAUGCAACACACUCGAAACUGACACAAUCUGCACUGAACGACGGUAUAUUAAUGACAUCUGCACUGAACGACGGUAUGUUAAUGACAUCUGCACUGAAUGAUAUAUUAAUGACAUCGAGAGUACCGAAUGACGGUAUAUUAAUGACAUCGAGAGUACCGACACCGCCAGUGACAAGUAGCGGCAACAUACAAUCAUCACAACCACAACCAGGUCACUACAUUAACGACCAAUCUACUCCCUUGGAAAGUAUCAAAGUCAUAGACAAACAAAGUUUGGAGUAUGUGAUGCUACUGGGUAUAGCAGGAGGUAUGGCCGGGUGCUGCGCCAAGACUCUUGUUGCGCCACUAGAUCGAAUCAAGAUCCUUUUCCAAACUUCUAAUCCCGAGUUUAUCAAAUAUCGAGGCACAUUUCACGGAUUGAUCGAUGCUGGCAAAUGGAUCUGGAAAAGCGACGGAAUCCGAGGCCUUUAUCAAGGACACUCCAUAACAUUAGUAAGGAUAUUUCCUUAUGCCGCAAUUAAAUUUGUCGCUUAUGAGCAAAUAAGACAAGUUUUAAUACCCAAUGAUUUAUACGAAACUGCAGGAAGGAGAUUUAUGGCUGGUUCGUUAUCGGGAUUAGCCUCAGUGUUUUUCACAUACCCUUUGGACUUGGUGCGAGUGAGACUAGCAUUUGAAACUAAAAAUCUAGUGCAUUUAAAAGUACACCCUACACAUUACCUGUAUACGCAUCAUCAUCAUCACAGUCGCCAAAAUCAACGUCCCAGUAGCAAAGUAUGGGAAAUUGUUAAAUUGAUAUACAACGAAAACCCGCCAAUUAGAAAAAACGAUCCCGAGUGGUAUCGAAUAACAAGACAUUUCUUGCCCAAGGGAGUGCAAAAAGUGAGUAAUUUUUAUCGAGGGUUUGCUCCAACCAUAUUGGGGAUGAUUCCUUAUGCUGGUGUGAGUUUUUAUACUCAUGAUUUGUUGCAUGAUGCUUUGCGCAGUAAAUACUUGGCAAAAUACACAGUCCAACCACAGACCAAAAGAGGCGACUCCGUUUACCAAAAGACGAAAUCUACACGGGAAUCAAGAGCUUCAUUGAAGGCACACGCCCAAUUAUUUGCUGGAGGACUAGCAGGCUUAUUCUCUCAGACUGCUGCAUACCCUUUUGAAGUUAUUAGAAGAAGAAUGCAAGUUGGUGGAGCCAUAAAUAAUGGUAAUUUCUUAAGCUUUAAACAAACUGCUAAAUUGAUUUACAAAGAAAAUGGAUUCAGGGGGUUCUUUAUUGGGUUAAGUAUUGGGUAUAUGAAGGUUGUUCCUAUGGUGGCUUGUUCUUUCUUUGUAUAUGAAAGGAUGAAGAAGGUAUUGGGGAUAUAG